ACAAGUUAAAGUUCUUAAUGGACCAGGCUCAAGAUUUUGCCAUUUCACACGGAAUCACUAUUCGUAAUAAAGAGAAUCCACUAACUGCUGAUAAGGCCCAGAUUGCUCCAUAUUUGCUGUUGCCUUCCCCUAUGAUAAGAAAAAGGUUCAUGGAAGCUGUAAAAGUUCAGAAAGAUUUCAACGAGCUUUAUCAUAAAGUAGCUCAUGAUUACAACUUUCUACGGGAUGCCUUAAAAAGUGCAAUAGAAGUUGAUAGUUUCACCAAAGGAUUAUGGGACAUUUAUGAAACUGUGAGGAAUGAAGGAAUCGCACAGCCGAUAAGUUUUGGACUUGCGAGGUCCGACUAUAUGGUUGACUAUGAUCCAGAAUCCACUCAAAGCAUUAUGGGUAAUGGAGCAGACGUGAAUUGUGGUCCAAAUGAUUCAAAUACAAGGCUUCGUCAGGUUGAAUAUAAUACCAUAGCUUCAAGUUUUGCAGGACUUGAUACACAAGUAGCAAAAUUACACAGGUACCUCGCCAGUGAGAUGGAACUUGAAGGAGUAACAGAUAAACUCCUAGAAACCAACCCUGUAGGUGGACUAGCCAGUGGUAUAGUCAAGGCCUGGCAGUUAUAUGGCAAUGAAAAAGCAGCAGUAGUCUUCGUACUGAAUGCUUCAGAACGCAAUGUGUACGACCAGAGGUGGUUGGAAUAUGCAAUAUACGAACAGAAUAGCAGAAUUAGGGUAUUACGCUGCACCAUACAAGAUAUGAGAGAGGCAAUACUCACUGAAGAUAAGAAAUUGAUUAUAAAAGAGAAAGAAGUUGGUGUUGUUUACUUUAGAUCUCUUUACUCUCCAGACAGCUUCACAUCAGACGAGGAUUGGGAGACUAGGUUAAAAAUUGAGCGUUCAAUGGCAAUAAAAUGCCCAAACAUCAACCUUCACCUCUCAGGGGCCAAGAAGAUCCAGCAAGAAGUAACCAAACCAGGCAUAGUCGAGAGAUAUAUCAAAGAUCCUCAAGCUGUUCAGAGAAUUCGAGCUACAUUUGCACAACAAUUCAGCCUAGAACAGAAUGAGGAAGGUGACAAUGCUGUACGACUUGGCAUAGAAAAAUCAGACAGAUUUGUUUUGAAACCCCAACGUGAGGGUGGAGGUAACAAUUUAUUUGGAGAUGACAUCAAAGACUUGCUAUCCAAGAUUAAAGAUUCAAAUGAAAGGACGCAGUAUAUUUUAAUGGAAAAAAUUAGACCACCAGUGUUUAAAAACUAUGCAGUGCGAGCAGACGAAUCAGUUGCAUUAUGGGAUAUGGUCAGUGAAUUGGGAAUAUAUGGAGUAAUAAUAGGGACUUCUGAUGGCAUUAUCAUGAACACAGAAUGUGGGCACCUGGUACGGACUAAAACUCUGGGUACGAAUGAAGGAGGUGUGGCUGCUGGCUUUGCAGCUUUAGACAGUCCAUAUCUUGUGUAAUUGCUGGAGAAUUAGCCAAUUGAUAAAUUGAAUAAAUAUGGCCUUUCAUUUACAAUUUACAUCAUUUUGGAGAAAUCGACUUUUUUGUUGCCAAGAUAUCAAAUUUUUGGGAAUAUACGUACUACAUGUAUAAGUCAUCCUUCACUUUCCCUUGAAAGCCCAUGGUAUCUUGAAUCAGAAAAUAGUAAUACAGUAUUUAUAUUUGUAUCAAUUAUUGAUAUAGUAUUUUGAUCAUGUAUGUGCAAGUUAUCUAAACUCCAAUCACAGUGCAAUCAAUAUUAUAUGUUUGUAAGGACUUAUGUGUAGAUAUAGACGUUCUUAUAUGAGUACCUGUGCAAGAUCAUCCAUUCUUGAUGAGCUU
Owenia fusiformis is the source of this 1806-nucleotide messenger RNA. The record is from the annotation of a GenBank genome assembly. NCBI's taxonomy places the organism in Eukaryota, Metazoa, Annelida, Polychaeta, Sabellida, Oweniidae.